AUGGGGCCAUUUGCAGAGUGGUUAAGUACCAGCGUUCUGGAGCCUGACAGUUUCCAUUUGAAUCCUGGCUGUGCCACUUACUAGCUGUGGUUAUUUAUAUGUGUAGCACUUAGCACUGUGUAACUGCAAACUCUUGUUAUUUUUGCUAGUUAUUAUUUUCAGUUUUCUCCUGACCACCCAGUUAUUUUUUCAGGGAGCCCCCUCCGCCCCAGGCUGGUUCUAGCACCUUUUGGGAUUCUGCAGGCUCCUGUGCCUGUCUCGCCUUGUCUCUGACCCCUCUGCCUGUGGCUCCCCUACUCCAGCCCCGGCCACACUGGGCUGUUGUUGGUUGGUGAUGGCUAUGUUUCCCCCACUGGACAGGAAACCUGAUCACUGGACCAGGGGUUUGCUGAUCAGGGCUCUGUUCCCAGAAUCACUCGGCACAGGACCGUGCACACAGCAGGCACUCAAGAAACAUACUGAAGGCCUGAAUGUUAGCGACAGUGAGAGGAACGCUGGAGCAAUCUCUGUGUUCCUUGCCUUGAAGAACCCUGGUGUGCGUGAGGCUCUCCCCGCCCCAAGGAAGGAGGACGGGGCGGGAUCCCAACCCCGCCCCCCCCCCCCCCCCGGCCCCCUGCUGCCCAUGAACAACCAGGCGCGGGGCCCAAACCCCUCUCCGGCCCGGGUCUUGGCCUUGGUCCGGGCUUCGACCCCGGUCAGGUCCUCGAUCCCGGUCCGCAUCCCAACUCCUGCCCGGGCCUCGACCCCAGCCCGCACCCGGAAUCCCGCCCAGACCCCGGUCCGGGCCCCGAAUCCCGCCCAGACCCCUGUCCGGGCCCCGCGUCCCGUCCAGAUCCGGGCCCGGACCCCAGAUCUCCCCCAGACCUCGACCCUGGGCCGGGCCCCGACUCCCGUCCGGAUCUCGGCCCGGGCCCAGAUCUCGGCCCGGGGUCCCGCUCAGACCCCGACUCCUGUCCAGACCCCGGCCUCAGCCUGGACCCCCACUCUCGUCCAGACCCCGACUCCGGUCCAAACUCCAACCCCAGUCUGGACUGAGACUCCUGUCCAGACCCCGACUGCCGUCGGGACUCCGACCCGGGUCCGGACGCCCACUCCGAUCAGGACCCCGACUCUGGCCCGGAUCCCAGCGCCAACCUCAUUCCCAGUCGGGGUCUCGAUCACAGCCGUUGCCCCUGCGUCGGAAUCCUUAGGGAACUCAGCCCCACCUUUGGAUCCACCCUCAGAAUCUGCUCCGGAGCCCCCUGUGUGGCCGGACAAGGAUCUUUCACCGACACCCAGUGUGAAGCACUUCCCAUCAGUCGCCAAUGGAUUCGGCUCUGUCACCCAAGAGUCCCUUCCUGCCCACACUCCAACGGCCGCUGAUUUCCUGGGGCCCACCCUUGGGUCAACCUCGAGGGCAGACUCAUCAGCCACCAAGUUGAUGGAUUCCACUCCCGAUUCUAUUCCCGCGCCCAUCCUGGAGACCGACUCCUUCGCCACCGCAUUCACCUCCACCUUCGAGAACUUACCGGAGGACAGCAAGAUCCUGAUUCGAGUGAUCUACUGCGGCCUCUGAAGCUACAGCCUUCGGUACAUUCUACUGAGAAAGAGUCUGGAGCUGCAAUUUCCAAAUUGUCUACGCUUUGAGGAGGAAAGAUCUGCCCAGGCUACAGGGGAGUUUGAAGUGUUUGUGGAUGGAAAACUGGUCCAUUCAAAGAAGAAAGGCGAUGGCUUUGUGGAUGAGGCCAGGCUGCAGAAGAUUGUGAGCAUUAUCGAUGAGGAAAUUAGGAAAAGGUAGCAGCAACCGGCCGAAGGUGAGUUGUAAAGCUGUGCCACCCAAUAACAGCCUACGGCUUUUCAACUUACGGAGCCUCAGCAGGAUGCCGAGAAGGGCUGAAAUGUUGCCAAGUCAGGUCCUUUUCUGAUGGUAGCUGGGGCUGGGGCGAGUCGGGGAG
Messenger RNA from Prionailurus viverrinus (fishing cat), 1934 nucleotides. It is a transcript of the gene SELENOV, whose product is annotated as selenoprotein V. Gene Ontology annotation, cellular component: cytosol. The record is from RefSeq and is a predicted model, not a curated record. Gene Ontology annotation, biological process: response to selenium ion. Lineage: Eukaryota; Metazoa; Chordata; Mammalia; Carnivora; Felidae. The transcript is spliced from 8 exons.